Molecule: messenger RNA, 2382 nt
Organism: Musa acuminata AAA Group (dessert banana)
Lineage: Eukaryota; Viridiplantae; Streptophyta; Magnoliopsida; Zingiberales; Musaceae
Product: scarecrow-like protein 1
Exons: 4
Coding region: 428-2191 (587 amino acids)
Biological process (GO): regulation of DNA-templated transcription
Cellular component (GO): nucleus
Molecular function (GO): sequence-specific DNA binding; DNA-binding transcription factor activity
Source: RefSeq, a predicted model, not a curated record
CGAUCGUGCCUUCUUCUGCCUUCUUUGAUUGGGUACUGCGUGCUUUUGCUGUAAAAGAAUACACGAUCGAUCGUAACGAUUGGGAUUGGGGAAGGAACUUUGGCUUCGAUUCUUGGGGUUGGGAUUUAUCUUAUCUCAAUUCUUGGAAGUUGCCUGGUUCUCGAUCAAGGGUUCUUCAGGAUGUGGUUCGGGAUUCGUGCUCUGUUCAUUACUUCUGAUUCUGGCAAAUCCGCUACGAGUUGAUCGAUCAUCGGUGGUCAAGAGGCUUAUGGUUUUGCCUUGGUUUGGACGAUCUCAUUAUGAAAUCAUGGAGUGCUAUUGUGUUUGUUGCAAAUUGGUUUGAACCAGGCAAUCAGAUUAAUAAGCCUUUCAACUUGGUAAACUGCACUUCUUGUUCAGUGGUGAAAGUAUAUUAGGAAAAAUAAGCAUGUCUAUGAUAAGGUCUGUGGAUUCAUCUACUGCCAAUGGUGACUCCAACCUUCAUGCAAAUAAAAGUGGUGGUGAGAACUCGGGUUUGCCAAGGCAAAUAUUAAGUGGUGCUGAUAAGCGGAUGUACGACCAUCGGCCUGCUUCCUAUAAAUCAGACUUACAUCCUCAGCAACACUUCAUUGAUUCAUCAUCAGAAAUGAUACAUGUUAAUCCACUUGACAUGUCUAUAUCCAGCAUUCCAGAACACUAUUCUCAAGUUUCAUCAGCUCCCUAUCAGUUGAUAGCAAACUUUCACUCAUCUAUUUUGUCAGAAAAUCCAUACAGCUCUUGCAUUGCUGCAGUUCAGUGUCCUGAUUCCUCAGCAGGCUCUAACGUCUCUCAUCAGGCAUCCCAUUCUUUAUCUGAUUAUCCAAGUCCAGAGCAAGAAAUAGACUAUGGCAAAGAUGAAAUCAGGUUAAAGCUUCGAGAGCUUGAGCAGGCAUUACUGAAUGACAACGAUGAGGACUUGGUGGAUUCCGACCAGGUUGUGGGAAUUGAAGAUAAUUGGACUGAGCCUAUCAAGGACCUAUUAGUUCCUUGCUCACCAAAAGAGUCCUCAUCAGAUUUAAGCAUCAGCUGUAUUGGCAGCAAUAGAGAACCUCCAACUCCUAAGCAGCUACUUUUUGACUGUGCAGCUGCAAUCUCGGUAGGCUGCAUGGAGGAAGCACAAGCCAUCAUAACUGAGCUUCGCCAAAUAGUUUCAAUUCAAGGAGACCCUCCUCAAAGGCUUGCUGCCUACAUGGUGGAAGGUCUUGCAGCAAGAAUAGCUUCUUCAGGACAAGGUAUUUAUAAGGCUCUACGAUGUAAGGAACCCCCUACUUCCGAUCGGCUUUCGGCGAUGCAGAUACUGUUCGAGGUCUGUCCAUGCUUUAAGUUCGGUUACAUGGCAGCAAAUUAUACAAUCGUUGAAGCAUUAGGAGAUGAAGAAAAAGUUCAUAUCAUAGACUUUGACAUAAACCAAGGAAGUCAAUACAUAAACUUGAUACAAACUCUUUCGACGUGGCCCAGCAAACGGCCACACCUAAGAAUAUCUGGUGUUGAUGAUCCCGAGUCAGUGCAACGGGCAGUCGGAGGUUUGGAGAUAAUUGGUCAGCGCCUUGAGAAGCUGGCAGAGGAGCUCGGUGUUCCAUUCGAGUUUCAAGCAAUAGCUGCUAAAACCAGCGAUGUAACACCCGAAAUGCUUGACUGCCGAUCAGGGGAGGCACUUGUGGUCAACUUUGCGUUUCAGCUACAUCACAUGCCAGAUGAGAGUGUAUCAACAGUGAACCAGAGAGAUCAGAUGCUUCGAAUGGUGAAAGGGCUGAGCCCAAAGUUGGUAACUCUUAUCGAGCAGGAUAUGAACACUAAUACAGCCCCAUUCUUCCCGAGGUUCGUGGAGGUCUACAAUUAUCAUACGGCGGUCUUUGAAUCACUCGAUGCAACUCUUCCAAGGGACAGCACGGAUCGAAUGAACGUGGAGAGGCAGUGUCUUGCGCGAGAUAUCGUCAACAUCGUGGCCUGCGAAGGUGCUGACCGCAUAGAGAGGUACGAGGUUGCAGGAAAGUGGAGGGCGAGAAUGACGAUGGCCGGGUUCAAACCAUGUCCCUUCAGCACCAGCGUCAAUGGAUCAAUAGGAGCCUUGUUGAAAUCAUACUGUGAUAGGUACAAGGCCAAGGAGGAAAACGGGGCACUCUACUUCGGCUGGGAAGACAAGGUUCUAAUCGUUGCCUCGGCAUGGAAAUAAAGCAUUCUUGCCACAUCACAUGGUUUACACUCGACUCAGUUGCUGCUGGGGUAAGUCUGAUGUGUAUAUAUAAUCGUCUAAAUUUCGCUGGCAUUUUAUUUUCUGUGGCUCAAAAAUCUAAUUUCCAGUCUCAACAGACUUUUGCUGUCUUGUGAGUCGGUAAUCAAGACAUCUACCAAGUUAUUGGACCA